Molecule: messenger RNA, 735 nt
Organism: Funneliformis geosporum
Lineage: Eukaryota; Fungi; Glomeromycota; Glomeromycetes; Glomerales; Glomeraceae
Source: the annotation of a GenBank genome assembly
GACUUCUUGGCUUUGAAGAAUACUUUAAAUCAAUUCAUCACACACAUUCGAUUCUUUGAAUUUUCUACAAAAGAUUUUAAUGAUAAGGUUCGGCCUUUUAAGAAACUGUUGCCUAAAACACUGUUUGAAGAUAUUGUGACGUUUUAUAUGAUAAAUGUUCAUCAAAGUAUGCCGCCUCCUCGUAAUGGAAGAAUUGAUGUUGAUUCAACGAUCAUCAGAUCAAAACAUGCGUCCAUCCUUACUAACUGGAUUUUAAGAAAGGAUGUUAAAACAAAAAUUCCAAAGAACAAUAAAUAUAAUUUUAACCUUAUAUACCGUGGAAGUAGAGAUGGUUUUGAUGUCCAAAUUAUGCGUAAAAAAUGUAAUGGACAAGGAGCUUAUUUUUUAAUUAUUAAAAUUAAUGAAAAUGAUGCUAUAAUUGGUGGUUAUAAUCCUCUUAAACAUCAACAAAUUUAUACUUACAAUAUAGGUAAAGGCUAUUGGGCUAAUACUACCGAAAGUUUUAUCUUUUCUAUUGAUAAAAAAGAUUGGAAAAUUAGUCGUGUUGCAAAUGCAGAUCAUGCUUCGUAUGAACCUUUUAAUACUUUUGACCAUGCGUUGAAUUUUGGCUACAGUGAUUUGGUUAUUAAUGGUGAUGCUGGCACAUGCAAUCAAAAAUAUUAUGAAAGCAAAAUUUUAGAUUCAGAAAAAUUUACCAUCAAAGAAAUGGAGAUUUUUACAUUCAAGGUUGAAUAA